AUGACCGAAAGGGAGGUUUCGCCCAGUCGCCCAGGAACGCCUAGCUCAUUCGAAUGUCACGUGACACUCGAGGGUGGCCGCAGCUCAGCUAUGGACCUUUUACCUUCUAAUCUGCGGCGUUCCAAAAAAGAACACCUUUAUGAAACCGAAGAAUACCAGAGGGCAAUUUUUGACGCAUCCUUCCUUCGGGCCGAGAACGCAUGGCUCCGUAAAAUUCGAAAAUCUGCCCUUGUCCUCCAGGAAGAAACCCUUCACCCCUCGAUAGAUAUUCUCUCUAAAGGCACCAAAAGCAUCCACGAUUCUCUUACUCGAUUCUAUAUCGCAUUCGGCGCCAUUGAACAGACUAUUCGAUUCCUACAGCAACCAGUUCUAGCUGAUGUCGAGGCGACCCUUCAAGAACUCACCCUCGCAUUUGAGAUUUGUCGCGAGGGUCUGGAGGAAGUGCGUCACGCGACUAAAAUCGUCGAAACUGGUCAAAAUUCCUUCACUCUCCAGACUUUGCGGUCUAACCGGAGUUACGAAAGCUUUUUUGGAAUUAGCUAUGACGAGACAACGCCGGCAUCAUGGUUUAAUUGGUCAGAUAGUGCGCGAGUGAAAUCGUGA
Aspergillus affinis is the source of this 603-nucleotide messenger RNA. RefSeq lists its product as uncharacterized. Lineage: Eukaryota; Fungi; Ascomycota; Eurotiomycetes; Eurotiales; Aspergillaceae. Bases 1 to 603 code for a protein of 200 amino acids. The transcript has a single exon. The record is from RefSeq and is a predicted model, not a curated record.